Molecule: messenger RNA, 2067 nt
Organism: Histoplasma mississippiense
Lineage: Eukaryota; Fungi; Ascomycota; Eurotiomycetes; Onygenales; Ajellomycetaceae
Exons: 3
Coding region: 1-2067 (688 amino acids)
Biological process (GO): magnesium ion transport
Cellular component (GO): membrane
Molecular function (GO): magnesium ion transmembrane transporter activity
Source: RefSeq, a predicted model, not a curated record
AUGGACAAGACCAUGCGGACACAGCUCAGGCGGAGACAAAUGGACGAUCUACUAGAUUUGAGGAAAUUGAAAGAUUGGGAUUUAAUCGAUAUACAGACGAAGAUGAGGGAGAUAGGGAGAGGGUCAUUCAUGUCAGACCGGACGUUAACGCCAUUGGAGAAGAGCCAGAUCCCCAAGGAACGAACGUCAUAUCUUAAAUCUCCGUACUGGUGGACCGGCAUAAUUCUUAUGACUAUCGGAGAAGCCGGUAAUUUCCUUGCAUAUGGAUUUGCACCUGCAUCUAUCGUUUCACCUCUAGGGGUCGUGGCGCUGAUUUCAAAUUGCCUCAUUGCUCCAUUCAUGCUUAAAGAGACUUUCCGCCAACGAGAUCUGCUUGGGGUGCUGGUUUCCAUUGCGGGCGCAGUUACAAUUGUACUCAGUGCUAAAACCUCGGAAACCAAAAUAGGCCCUGGUGAGAUUUGGGGCAUGAUAACGACGUGGGAGUUUGAAUUAUACCUUGGACUCACAAUUGCAUUGAUCCUGGUGUUGAUGUGGGCUAGCUACAAGUAUGGGAGAAAAUCUAUCCUAAUUGAUUUGGGUUUGGUUGGAUUGUUCGGCGGAUAUACUGCUUUGUCGACAAAGGGCGUUGCGUCCUUGCUGUCAUUCACUUUAUGGCACGUCAUUACGUUCCCUAUCACGUACGCCCUGGUGGCCAUACUUGUUUUCAGUGCUGUGAUGCAGAUACGAUACAUCAAUCGUGCUUUGCAAAGAUUCGAUUCCACCCAAGUUAUCCCUACCCAGUUUGUAUUAUUUACCAUUUCAGUGAUUCUUGGGAGCGCUGUCCUCUACCGGGAUUUCGAGUCGACCUCCCCUGCACGGGCAGAGAAAUUCGUUGGAGGCUGUUCACUCACGUUCCUUGGAGUCUAUCUUAUAACUAGUGGUAGAAGCCGGGCAGAUGAGUCCGAUUCCGAAUCGGAAAGUGACGAGGAGGCAAUUGGUCUUCUCGAUGGAGAUCGAUACCGCGAUAGUAUUGAUUGGCAGCCCGAAAGAAGGCAGCGACGGGCAGAGCAAUCGCUGGAAGGGACCGUUGGUCCCGCUGUUCAAGCUACCGACCAUCGUCCCCGCUCACAUAUGAGUGAUGAAGACAAUCAUUCUAAAGACGGCGGAGUGCAAACCCCGCGAGCUCCAUUGUCUAGUGGUCCUUCCUCUUCCGUGCCAUCAAUUUCUGGCGUCUCCUUAUUAUCAACAUCCUCAGCAUCUCCUGUCACAAGCCCCAAGCCACUCUUGACCGAAAACCCAUGGGAAACAACCUCUGCGGACCAUGGCGAAUCAGCAAUUGUCUCUGGGCCGCAAACACCUACCCACAUGUACACUCCUCCAACUCAGGUACUUCUCCAAUUCCCUUCUGCUCCAGGGGUUGCUGGAUCCCACGCGGUUACCAACCAACAAAUUCGCCCGCAUACCCCUCCGCAGGCUCCACCAUCAAGAGCAAAGACGCCUCCCACAACAGGUCGCGAAUUUACAUCAUCUCGAACACCGAACACAGGAUCACGAAGCUCGUCUUCAAAGCGUUUCCCUCCUGGACCAAUACUGCAGCCUUUCUCAGGGACCCUGAGCGCUGUUAUUGCAGAUUCUCUACUCAGGGAAGGCUCCCCUCGUAGCCACCGCGAACGGGCCCUGUCGAAAACGAAGCGAGAGGGCAAGAAAAGAGCAUCCAUCCCAUAUGCUUCCAACGAAGGCGCAGCGACAAGGUAUAACCAAGAAGGGACUUCGCUGGAAACCGAGUUCGAGACCAACCUCAAUGCAACAGAAGCUGAGGAGGACGAACUUUUGCGCAUAGCUAACCGCGCAAGCCUAUCCCUCACCGGUUCAACCAGCACAAACCAAACCAGUACGCAAGACAGGAUCCCAAACCUAGCCGCUUCACCGCUCCUGAAGAAGCAAAAUGAUUCUCGGACCCGGAGUCUUAGCGACUCGUGGAGGGACGGGCUGGGCUGGCUUAGCAGCAGUAUCCGGGGGAAUCCAAAAAAUAAGCAGAAAAGGGAGGCUGGACUUUCGGCUGCUGCUCCUGACGAGAAUGGAGACUAA